This is a messenger RNA of Arachis ipaensis, 1296 nucleotides long. RefSeq lists its product as uncharacterized. The record is from RefSeq and is a predicted model, not a curated record. Lineage: Eukaryota; Viridiplantae; Streptophyta; Magnoliopsida; Fabales; Fabaceae.
AUGGAUGUUGAUAACGAUAGCGAUAGUGAGAUUGAUAGUGAGAGUGAGACUAACUCGUAUGACGACAUGGAUGCCUUGUUGAAUGAUAGAUUUAGGGAUGUGGUACAAGCGGAAGGGAUAAAAGAAGGUAUGAAUGAAGAUACAAAGAAAUUCUAUGACUUGAUUGAAGAGGCUAGCAAAAAACUGUAUCCCGGUUGCAAGGGAUUUUCUAUGUUGUCUUUCACCAUCCGACUAUACUUGUUAAAGUGUCAACAUGGGUGGAGUAAUACCUCUUUUACUUCUCUCUUGGAGUUGCUAAAAGAGGUUGUUCCUAACUUAAAUAUUCCUACUUCUUUUAAUAAAACCAAGACUAUGGUGAGAGACUUAGGUAUUGACUAUAAUAAGAUUGACGCAUGCCCGAACGAUUGCAUGCUAUAUUGGAAAGAGUAUGAGAAUGACACAUCUUGUCAUGAAUGUGGCGCUUCUCGUUGGAUUGUACAUCCUGUAGUUGAAGCUGAUGUUUUGCCUUCAAAAAAAUCUCACAAUAUUCCUGUGAAGACAUUGCGAUACUUUCCACUAAUUCCUAGGCUUCAAAGACUAUUCAUGUGCUCAGCAAUAGCUAAAAGCAUGAGGUGGCAUGACAAAAAAUGCAGAAAAGAUGACAAGUUAAGGCAUCCCGCUGACGGCCAGUCAUGGAAGGACUUUGACAAUCGUCAUAAAAAUUUUGCUCUCGAUACUCGUAAUGUGAGACUUGGCUUGUCAAGUGACAGAUUCAAUCCAUAUCGAACCAUGAGCAUAUCUCAUAGCACAUGGCCUGUUGUUUUAAUGGCUUAUAAUUUGCCGCCAUGGAUGUCUAUGAAACAGGAAUACUUUAUGUUAUCGUUGUUAAUCCCUGGACCAAAGUCACCAGGAAAUGAUAUAGACAUUUACUUGCAAUCUUUGAUCGAGGAGUUGAAGGAGUUGUGGGAGGUCGGGGUGGAAACAUAUGAUGCAUCAAAAAAUGAAACCUUCCAAAUGUAUGCAGCUCUCAUGUGGACAAUAAGUGAUUUUUCGGCUUACACAAUGCUAUCUAGUUGGAGUACAAAAGGGAAGCUAGCUUGCCCUUGUUGUAACCAUGGGACUUGUUCUAAUUAUCUUAAAUAUAGUCGCAAGACAUGCUACAUGGGUCAUCGUGCCUUUUUGCCUGAGGAUCAUCCAUGGAGAGCUAACAAGAGAUCUUUCAAUGGAAAAGUAGAACAUAGGCAAGCUCCACCAUUAUUGUCGGGUACUGAAGCUUUAAGUCAGUUGGAGUAUGUGGAUAAUUCGUUUGGAAACUAA